UACUUUCAUCCUCAAGUUUGCUCCGUUGACAUGAUUAGCUACGAAGUUCUUUUCUAAGUACACUUAACCUUGGUUUCUCCUGAAUAUAAACGAAUCAACCAAAAUGUACGCUCGCUUCUUAGCUUUGUGUAAAGUCAGUGUUAUCCAGCUUCUGUUGUAACUCUAGUCCAUCGCGCUACUACAACGAAUUAUCUAGCUUUGUCGCCUUCCAUUGAUCCUUUAGGAGAUUCUUUCUCUAUGUUUAGUGACUUGACUUAUAUACACUUUAGUAACCCACCAAGUCUUCCCUGGCUGUAUCCUCAACCUAAGCAGGACCAAUGGAGGUGUCCCAUUCGAUCAGGGAGCGCACCAUAGCAGAGAACAGCCUAGUGAUCCUUCUCCAGGGGCUUCAGGGGGAGGUGACCACCGUGGACCUGAGGGAUGAAAGCACGGCGAGGGGGCGUGUGGUCAACGUGGACGCCUUCAUGAACGUGCGUCUGGAGGAGGUGCUGUACCGGGACCGCCGCGGACGGCUCAGUCAGCUGGCCGAUCUGUUUAUCACGGCCAGGAACGUGCGCUACGUCCACAUUCCCGACCACGUGGACAUCAUGGAGACCAUACAGACCCAGCUGACCAGGAUCAGACGCGUUCGCAACUUUGCCGGCGAUAAAGGCGGCAGGAAGGAGUAUCAAAAGAAAAAGAACUGAACUUGGAAGGGUGGAGGACGUUGUGUUGGCCCCAAGGGGCUGACCUUUUCUGACCUGAGUUUCAGCUCCUUGUCACUCAUGGUCAUCCCCAAAUGUGUGGUUUGACAAUGAGCAAUGGAGUUGGCAAGAGCACAAACAGAUCUGGGACCAGGCUAUACUGAAUUGAUAAUAUAAUUGAACUUGAAGAGUGGUAUUCUCAUCCACCAGUUGGCUUUCUCUCUGUCUGUAUGUGGUUGGCUAGCAAUUGAACCAGGGGACGAGGUUAGAAGGGUGGAGGUUGUGUUGCCCCAAGGAGCCUUCCAUCACCGCUCAUUUCAAAUUGUGCAAUUUCUCCUCAUUUCAUUAAUGAAAUUGUGACUCCAGAACAGAACAGAAUAUGAAUUUGAAUUGAUUCUCACAAGUUACAUGUGUCAUCCUUGAGUCUUUAUGUUCAUAAUGCUUUAACAUUAUAACUCACAGAGGGUGACAGGUUCUCCUCUAAUCCAAGGAAAGAAAACAACUCAAGUUUAAGAAUGUCAAUAGUUGGCAUUGUAAAGACUUUUCUUUGGUAAAUAAAGACUAUUCUUUUGGA
This is a messenger RNA of Oncorhynchus tshawytscha (Chinook salmon), 1257 nucleotides long. It is a transcript of the gene lsm10, whose product is annotated as LSM10, U7 small nuclear RNA associated. The transcript has 3 exons. Gene Ontology annotation, biological process: mRNA 3'-end processing by stem-loop binding and cleavage. Gene Ontology annotation, cellular component: cytoplasmic U snRNP body; nuclear body. The record is from RefSeq and is a predicted model, not a curated record. Gene Ontology annotation, molecular function: histone pre-mRNA DCP binding; U7 snRNA binding. Bases 318 to 686 code for a protein of 122 amino acids. Lineage: Eukaryota; Metazoa; Chordata; Actinopteri; Salmoniformes; Salmonidae.